ACCGAGGACAUAAACUCAGUUAGACUUUUUUAAUCAGAUUUGCUCUACCGUAAGGUGACUGAGCGACCAGGGUUUGAAAUUGCGUGAGUCCCGAAAAGAAGCCCCGACUGAGAUGAGCCGCUUCAGCCGCCAUCACCACGACUUCAGCUACGGGUACGGCGGCGCCUCCAACCCGUGGGACACCAGGACAGUCUUCAUCGGCGUAGACAACGAUGACGACGAAGACAAUGAUGAAGCCGACCGGUAUUCGCGCGUUACCCUCGGCGGCCGCAGUCGCAGACCCUCGGCCAGCGUGAGCGUGAUCGGCUACGGCGAUCUGGAGUUUCGUCCCAGGCCCAGGGCCGCCCGCGACAGGGAUAGUAGAGACACCGACCGCAACCGAGUCAGAGUCCGGCACCGCGACGGAAGCUACCGAGCCAACCCCCUCAAGCCCUCCCUCUCCACGGGGCUGGUGGACUACGAGACGGAAACCCUCAAGCAGCGCCUCCGUCUGUCCGACCGCUCACCACCGCCAGCUCCUCCUCCUCCUCCUCCGGCCCCGGGGACCUACGCCCGACAGCACAACCACCGGGACUCCCACCAUCACCACCACCAUCAUCCCCGCGCGAGGUCUCUCUCCCUGUCGCGCCUCUCGGCGGGCGAUUCUGAUGAAGAAUCGGACCGCCUAGUUGCGCAUGCGCAUGGCGGAGGGUGGGACAGUGCCACGGUCGUGCCUGACCCGCCAGGGGGGUACUACCGCCACCCACGGCUCAGCCUGUCCAGUCCGCGCGUGGGGCUUGCCGGGGCUGGGUGGCCGCUUGUUAGUUCGAGACCUGGGACGAGGUCGCCUUCGCUCGAGAGGGAGAGGGAGAGGGAGAGGGAGAGGUAUGAGAGGGGGUAUCAGGUUGUUCCCGUUGUGCCACCUUAUGGGAAUGAGGAUGAUUUGAGGCUGAGGUUGGGUGGGGUGGGGAGCCCGAGAGUGCCGGCGCGAAAGGGGAGGAGUGAGAGUUUUGAGCGCUAUGAUGGGACGCUGAUGAAUGGGAGGGACGGGGGUAGUCCCGGGACUGGGGGGAGGGUAAGGGCUGCUUCUAAAUAUCGCGGCGUCAGACCGCAGUACAACCAGGUCCACGCGCUCAUCCUGACGUGGUCCUUCCACGACCUCCGGACAGAGGACUACACAGCUCCGCCAUCUUCCGAUUACGUCUCACUGGAGGAGGAGACAGCCCGCUUGCGAGAUACUUUCGAGAGCUACGGAUACACGGUGCACGAGUUCCUCAUCCCGAUGCACCGGUCCGUCGAGAGCCUGAAGGCCAAGCUAAAACAAUUCUGCCGCUACGCAGCCGACGACACGCUGCUGAUCAUCUACUACCACGGCCACGGGGCUUUGGACGAUGACAACGAGCUGGUCUUUAGCAGCCACGACCACCCGGACAACCCUGGAUGGUCCCAAGCCGCCGCGGCCGAGCUCUACGCAGCACUUCUCAGCGGCGAUGCCUGUGCUACCCACGGCCGCCGGGAGAGAUACCAAGAGCUCCUGAAGAAAUAGUUCGUCUCCCUCUCCUCCAGCCCAUCCCCUUCUUCCGCCUCUCUCCUCCCCUACCAUUCCUCAAC
Chaetomium strumarium is the source of this 1590-nucleotide messenger RNA. RefSeq lists its product as uncharacterized. The transcript is spliced from 3 exons. The coding region runs from base 113 to 1525 and encodes 470 amino acids. The record is from RefSeq and is a predicted model, not a curated record. NCBI's taxonomy places the organism in Eukaryota, Fungi, Ascomycota, Sordariomycetes, Sordariales, Chaetomiaceae.